GAGGAGGGAAGAGACGGCUCAGGACAGGGGCAGAGAGCAGAGAGAGAGAAGGUGUGAGGGAGACUGAGAGACAGGAUCGCAGCCUGCCCAGGUAAUCCCACAGAGGAGCAGCCAUGGCACUUGUACCCUUUGCUCAGCUGUGCCUCUGCACAUUCUCUCUCCUCCUGUCCCCGGCUCUCACACAGAGCGAUGCUGGUCUCCAGGUCACUACUCAUUCUGGGAAGGUGCGUGGCCUCAGGCUUCCAGUCCUUUCUAGCCAAGUAAGUGCCUACCUGGGCAUUCCCUUUGCCGAACCACCAGUGGACAAAAUGCGCUUCCGACGUUCAGAACCCAAGAAACCAUGGACAGAUGUUUGGGAUGCAACCGCCUAUCCUGAUGCCUGCUAUCAAUAUUUUGACACUUUGUAUCCUGGUUUUCCUGGCAUGGAAAUGUGGAAUCCUAACCGGCCAAUGAGUGAAGAUUGCCUAUAUCUUAACAUCUGGGUACCACACCCACGUCCCUCCAAUGCUACCGUUAUGGUAUGGAUAUAUGGUGGAGGUUUCUACAGUGGGUCUUCUUCCCUUGAUGUUUAUGAUGGACGCUACCUGUGCCAUGCAGAAAAUGUCAUUGUGGUCUCCAUGAAUUACCGCGUUGGAGCUUUUGGUUUUCUGACCCUGACACCUGGUAGUGUUGAUGCUCCUGGCAAUGUUGGAUUGUUUGACCAACGUCUUGCUCUCCAGUGGGUUCAGGACAAUAUUGCUUUCUUUGGUGGCGAUCCCAGGACUGUCAUGAUUUUUGGGGAAAGUGCUGGUGCCGUCUCUGUGGGUAUGCACGUUAUUUCCCCUGGAAGCCACCAUCUCUUUUCCAAGGCUGCAUUGCAGAGUGGCACACCCAACACACCCUGGGCUACAAUCACCCCACAAGAAGCUAGACGCCGCACAGAGAUGAUGGGAAAAAAAUUGGACUGCAGAAUGGGAAAUGAUACAGAGUUAUUGAACUGUCUAAGAGCCAAGCAACCCCAGGAAUUAAUUGAUCAUGAAUUCUCUGUCCUUCCAGCACCCAGUGUCUUUCGUUUUGCCUUUGUGCCGGUGCCAGAUGGAGACUUUUUUCCAGAGCCUCCUGAGGUCUUGAUGAAUAUGGGCAGAUUUAAGCCAUGCCCCUUGCUGAUGGGAGUCAACCAAAAUGAAGGUUCAUACUUCCUACUGUAUGGGGCCCCUGGCUUUAGUAAGAACAACGAGAGUCUCAUCAAUCGAGAAGAGUUCCUCGGUGGGGUCAAGAUGAGUGUUCCACAUGCCAACGAUAUUGCCCUGGAGGCAGUAGUGAUGCAGUACACAGACUGGGCAGACGAGCAUGCAGGAAUCAAGAACAGAGAGGCCAUGGAUCAGCUGGUGGGAGACCAUAAUGUCAUUUGCCCCCUCACUUAUUUUGCCGGGAAGGCCUCAGAGACUGGAAACCGGGUGUAUACUUAUUAUUUUGAUCACCGGGCAUCCAACUUGGCUUGGCCACAGUGGAUGGGGGUUCCACAUGGAUACGAAAUUGAAUUUGUCUUCGGUCUUCCCCUAGUUGCAAAUCUGAACUAUAACCCACAGGAGGAGGCUCUGAGUCGCAAGAUGAUGAGAUAUUGGGCUAACUUUGCACGGACUGGUGACCCUAACGAGGGUAACGAUGCCCGUCAACAGCGUUGGCCCUUGUACACUGCAUCCGAGCAGAGGUAUAUAGCACUUAACAACAGGCCACAACAGGAUCUGCAGGGCAUCCGAGUCCAAACGUGCAUGUUCUGGAAUCGUUUCUUGCCUAAACUGCUCAACAUUACAGUGACCAGAGGGCCCUGCUCGAGUUGCUCCCGAAUCAGCCCCCUCCUGACUUUGCCCAUACUGGGUGUGUUGUUAGCAAAGUACAAUACUUAACACUGCCACCUUGUCUGGAUUACCGCAAAGCAGCUUCUGUAACUGUGAUAAAGGAACACCAAAACUAAACCAACUCUGCGUAUAUUCAGUAUUCAGAGCUCAGAAAACUUCCUGAUCCUCUGCUGCUCCCUUUUGGGGGGCUUGGACCCAAUUAGUUAGUAGAGGGUUAUCCUAUUGCACUGACCUCUGCAGGCAGAGUAAAGCAAGUUGAUAGAGCUUUGGCCUCUAUCUUUUGCUCAGUCUACAUUGAGUCAGAGCUCUGUAUCCCGGUAAGUACUUGGGAGAGACUUCAUUCACUUAACCACGGGGAGGUUCCUGGUGGGACUAAACCAGAUUGCACAAAUUGACUUACUCAUUAAGAGAUUGCAUACUGAAUGGACUUUGGAAACAGUUUAUAUUUUAUAGGCUUUUCUUGACUUGAGAAAAACAGGUCAAAGAUCCCCUCAGUGACUCUAAUAUGUUUAAAAUUUACAGUAGGAGGGUAUAUAAUAACUUGAGACCCAAGGGGUACUUAUAGUUCCCUUCAGCCUUGUGCCUCUUCAGAGACUUCUGAUAUCCUUAUAAUUUACAGUAGGAGGGUAUAUAAUAACUUGAGACCCAAGGGGUACUUAUAGUUCCCUUCAGCCUUGUGCCUCUUCAGAGACUUCUGAUAUCCUUAUAAUUUACAGUAGGAGGGUAUAUAAUAACUUGAGACCCAAGGGGUACUUAUAGUUCCCUUCAGCCUUGUGCCUCUUCAGAGACUUCUAAUAUCCUUAUAAUUUACAGUAGGAGGGUAUAUAAUAACUUGAGACCCAAGGGGUACUUAUAGUUCCCUUCAGCCUUGUGCCUCUUCAGAGACUUCUAAUAUCCUUAUAAUUUACAGUAGGAGGGUAUAUAAUAACUUGAGAUCCAAGGGGUACUCAGAGAUCCCUUCAGCCGUGUGCCUCUUCGGAGACUUCUAAUAUGAUUACAUUUUACAGUAGGAGGGUAUAUAAUAACUUGAGACCCAAGGGGUACUCCAAGUUCCCUUCAGCCUUGUGCCUCUUCAGAGACUUCUAAUAUCCUUAUAAUUUACAGUAGGGGACAGUGGAGUAACUUGAGACCCAAGCCCCCCCUCCUUCCACACCACCACUAGAUGUAAAUGUAAAGGGUGGGAGUUACAAAUGGGGAUCUCAGUAUAUAAGUGGGGACCACCAUAUAGUUAAAACCCUUGUAUGGCAUCAUUAUCAUCUUUGGUCAGUACUCUGCAUAAUUUUCUACUUUAUGCUAGUGGUUUUUCUGCACCCUGAUAGUUAAAGGGGUGGUUCACCUUUAAGUUAACUUUUAGUAUUUUGUAGAAAGGCCACUUCUAAGCAACUUUUCAUUUAGUCGUCAUUAUUUAUUUUUUAUAGUUUUUAAAUUAUUUGCCUUCUUCUUCUGACUCUUUCUGACAGCUUUCAAAUGGGGGUCACUGAGCCCAUCUAAAAAACAAAUGCCCUGCAAGGCUACAAAUGUUUUUAUUAAUCAUCUUUCUAUUCAGCCCUCUCCUAUUCAUAUUCCAGUCUCUUAUUCAAAUCCUUGCAUGGUUUCUAGGAUAACUCAAGACUCUAGCAACCAUAUUCCUGAAGCUGCAGACUGGAGGACUGCUGAAUAAAUAGCUGAAUAAUAAAUAAUAAACCCAAAUAAUAAACAAAUAAAACCAAUUGCAAAUUGUCUCAGAAUAUCACUCUCUACAGCCUACUACAAGUAAACUCAAAGGUGAACAACUCCUUGGCCACCUGCUCACAUGGUCCUAGUACACAAAGCUGCCCUCAGUACAGCUCCCAUUAUUUGCUGAGCUCUCAAGCCAAUGCAUUUUCUCCUAUGAAAGCUAUCCAGAAGAACUGUAUAUGGACAAAAGUAUGUGGACACCCACCAGUCCAACAUCUCAUUCCAAAACUCAUUGCUACAAUAACAACUUCUUCUCUUCAGGGCAGGUUCCCACUAGAUGAUGGAACAUUUGUGGUUGGAUUUGCUUUCAUUCCUACUUAAGAUCUGGCCUGACUCUCAGCCAGGGUUCCAAUUCAUUCCACAGUGGGUUCAGUUGGGUUGAGAUCAGAGCUCCGUUCAGGCCAGUCAGGUUCUUCUGCUCUCUUCUAUGAAAACACAUUCUGUAUGGCCACAAAAUAGGAAGCAUGGAAUUGUUUAGAAAGUCCUCAGGGUAGGGGUGUCCACAUACUUUUGGCCAUGUAAAAGGAACCUCUGGUAGGCAAAGGUACAUCUAACUCUUAUGGUUGAUAGGAAGCUAGAGAACCAAGAUAUCUAGAUGUUCCUCCCACCAUGUCAAAAUCUUACCCAUUAAUAACUGUGCCUUGAUUUUCUAUUUUCUCCAAUCAUUCAGCAUGUCCUCUCAUUAUUCCAUCAUUCUGCUGUCUCAGAUUUUUCAUAUUAUCUACCAUUAAUUCUCUACAAUAAACAUUUGCAUUUUCAUGUAACCCUUUGUUUUAUUUCCUUGGUGUAAUUCAUUCCUUAUUCUUUCUCAUACCUGCCAUCUAUGAGGGCUGAUGUUGCUGGAACUUGGUUGCGAAAUCUGGGUGGGGUCAAUCAUGUCCUGCCUCCUCAUUUGAGGGUUGGGACGUUCCAGUUUGUGGGUGGGGUUAAGGAGGAUCUGGGUGGAGUUAGGGCAAGCUAGCGUGACAUUUCUUUUUUGGGAAUGAUGGCAGGUAUGCCCCACUCUCUCAUAUACUUUCUUCUCUCGCUUUCCACAUUCAUGGCUCUUGCUGCCGACAUGAAUAAUUCACACCUCUAAGUGAUUCUUCUAUAGGGUUUAUCUUCCCAUGGAUUGCCUUGAAGUGAUCUCCAAAUAUUGAUUUUACAGUUAUCACUCCAAUCAAUGAACCACAGCUAAGCACAUUUAUGGAUUUAAUGGUACUUUACUAGGCAAUAAACUAAAUUAUCUAUAGUAGUUGCAGAGCACCUGCCGCAAACUUGGGUGCCUCCAACUACCACUUCCUUCUACUUAUUGCCUUCACAGGGAAAUAAUAUUUUGUUGUUCGUUAAACCACAUUGAUCUAAUGAUAUACUGGACUCCACCUCCCUUAGCCACUCCCCU
Xenopus laevis (African clawed frog) is the source of this 4935-nucleotide messenger RNA. RefSeq names its product acetylcholinesterase (Cartwright blood group) L homeolog (gene ache.L). Gene Ontology annotation, cellular component: plasma membrane; extracellular region; synapse. Gene Ontology annotation, molecular function: acetylcholinesterase activity; carboxylesterase activity; cholinesterase activity. The record is from RefSeq and is a predicted model, not a curated record. Gene Ontology annotation, biological process: acetylcholine catabolic process; choline metabolic process. The transcript has 4 exons. Lineage: Eukaryota; Metazoa; Chordata; Amphibia; Anura; Pipidae. The coding region runs from base 114 to 1886 and encodes 590 amino acids.